This is a messenger RNA of Daldinia caldariorum, 1510 nucleotides long. RefSeq names its product putative 1-aminocyclopropane-1-carboxylate oxidase. The transcript has 4 exons. The record is from RefSeq and is a predicted model, not a curated record. Gene Ontology annotation, molecular function: dioxygenase activity. Lineage: Eukaryota; Fungi; Ascomycota; Sordariomycetes; Xylariales; Hypoxylaceae. The coding region runs from base 254 to 1336 and encodes 360 amino acids.
UGCAUGCAAUCUGAUUGCUCGAUCCCGCGGGGAUAACUGAAUUAUACUCUUAAAUAAAGGUACAGCUUCCCCGCUCAGUCAUAUUAUACUAAAAACCGGAAGAAUAUGGUAAACAGCUUCUAUCACAUCUGGCUCAUGGGUUUUUCAUAAUAUGAUAUGAUUUUUGGAAAGAUCUCUAAUCGUCAACUGAAUAAAACAACCAGCACGCUGCACGACUUUAACGAAUUGCAGCAUAUAAAAAAACGAAUACCUAAUGUCUCCAUCCAAAGUGGAAGAUAUCUCGGCUUACGAAUAUCCCGAGGAGACCAAAGAAAGAUUGGAAUAUGCCGAGUUGGAAGCGCUCGAUAUAUCCAAACUGGACCAACCGGGUGGUAAGCAAGAACUGGCGGAGCAAGUGUUACGGUUUAUCAAUAAGAAUGGAUUCUUCUAUGUUGUUGGUCACGGGUUCUCGGACGAGGAAGUCAGACGGCAGUACGCACUGUGCGAGGCAUUCUUCGACCUGCCGCUAGCGGAAAAGACCAAGUUCCUAUGCGACACAGCCAAGGGGGACUUCCGCGGGUACAAGCCUCAGUCUACGGGGAAGCUCGCGACGCGGGACAACGACGAGCGCUACAACAUCCCCAAGUUCACGCCGGAGCACGAGCGGCCCCACCCGCCGCUCAUCCGGGACCACUGGGAGGAGAUCCGGGCGUUCUCGCUGAAGAUCCACAACGACGUCCUGCUGCCCCUCCUGCGCCUGUUCGCCUACGUCCUCGAGAUCGACGAGGACUACCUCGUCGAGCGCCACCGCUACCACGCCGAGGGCCUCGAGUAUCUGCGGUACAUGAAGUACCACCCGCGCGCGGCGGAGGCGGACGCCCGGGUCGGGAAUAUCUGGGCGAAGGGGCACACGGACUACAACACGCUGACGUUCCUGUUCCACCAGCCCGUCGCGGGCUUGCAGGUGCAGACUCCGGAGGGGGCGUGGAAGUACGUCAGGUCGCCGAGGGACGCGAUCAUCGUGAAUAUUGCGGACGCGCUGGAGUUUUUGAGCGGCGGGUACUUGAAGAGCACCGUGCACCGGGUCGUGCGGCCCCCCGAGGACCAGGCCGACCGUCCUCGGCUCAGCUUGAUUUACUUUGCAAGGCCGGAGGCCAACAUUCUCCUGAAGCCGGUGGCAAGCCCCUUGUUGCAGCGGCUGGGCUUACAGGCGGAAACGGAGCAAUUCUCCCAUGAUGUUACCGCUGAAGAAUGGGCAAGGGCGCGAAUCGCGAAAGACCAUAGGUUCCGCACGGGAUUGGUUGACCAGCGAGAGAAGGAGAUUGUUGCUGGUGUGCAUCAAAAAUACUACGAUUAAAGGCGUCCUUCGUACUUGCUACCCUACCAUCAUAGCUCAAGUCCUACAAUAUUAUGUACCUAGGUAGGUAGGUAGGUACUUUAGGUACCUUUUGUUAAAGCGAAGCGCUGGGUUUAUUACCUAGACGUGCGUGCUUGGAGGGAGAUCCCCGUCGCAUAUAUCUACACGAGCGUA